UGUGAGGACGUUUUAUGAUCUAGUCUACGAGCGAGGCGCUCUCUUAACUCUCGCCAGUAGAAACGGGGAACGUCGCGUUGUUUUUCCACGCACUCGCGUUCCCUACGACGCGCGUCGACAGGAACGACGAUCGCUACAGAAUAUCGUCGAUUAACUGAGAAGUCGAAAACCGCGGCGUGCGCGGGCACGCGACGUACACACGAGGAACGAUCGUUGCGAAACGGAGCACGACUCGUCUUGUUUACUUCUGCUGCGAGCCGCUCGUCGAUGCGACGGGUCAUCCCGUGUGUUAGUGCGUGACAUUUCUCCCCCUCCCUUCCCAACCGGGGAACCGAAGGCAUUUAACAUCGUGCUGGCUGGAAAGAAUUUCGCGUGGAACGUUUCCCAGUGGCGUGUGCUCCUGUGAUGACCGAGCAUUCCCAUCGGCCAGCUGAUCGCUGAUUCCGGCAGUGUUGCAUCGAUUCGAUGGACUGCGUAGAGACAGAUCUCCGUUGGAGUAUCGCACAGGCCAGCGAGAGGAAUCUGUGUCGCACGACGACGGGACGGUUUUCGUGCGGGCUCGUUGCCCUUUUUUCGCUCGCGCAAGUCUAAUCGCCGACACCUGCGACGACCGCGGGAAUUUUAUCGCGGCGGUUCGCGGCGCUGCUGCGUGGUGUUGUUGUGCGCGAGCUUAAAGUUCGCGGCGGUGCGCGAGACAAGGAUAGAGUGCGCGUUGUGUGUACGCGCGUCGAGCCAACGGAAAGGAGACAGAACGCGCGAGCGUCAGACGGAGAAGAGGUUAGAAACGAUAGAACACUGAGAAAGUUCGUGGGUGAAACGUGCUAUCGGGACGAAUUCGAGGCGUUUUUUGGUUCUCCACGGUUUCCGCUAUCGCCUCGUGGCUCGGGCGUAGAGGGACAGAGGAUCGCGGAGGGAAAAGCGAGAAAGGAACGUUAGACUUUUUUGUUUUUUUUUUGUGAUCGACGGUGGUUUUUGGAGCGCGCGGGUGGUGCGCCAGCGAGAGAGAAUACGAGGGCACGAGCGAGACAGAGGAUCGGGGGAAGAACGGAGACGCGGCGGAAAAGAGACAGAGAUACCAUUGCCGCUCCACGAGGAGAAGAAAGACACGCGCGUCGGGACUGAAUAUGUCCGCCAAGCGAAAGGCCACUGCCAUCAUGCAGCACCACAAGCCUGGCUCGGUCGCGUGGGACACCCUGUAUAGUAAGACAUCAUUCGUGAGACAAACCUUGAACACAAUCCCAAACUACGAAGACAAACCGAAGAGAAACAAAUUACAGGAAAACAUCUCAACGCCGGAACCAGCCGACAUAUCGGAGGACGAUCACUACUCGAGCGCGCUCAUGAAAGACGCGGAUAAGCUGAAGCUGAUGCUGCUCGCGUGGAAUUAUAAUCUUCAACAGCAGGCUCAGGCUCAGGCUCAGGCCCAGGCCCAGGUACAGGCUCAGGCGGCCAACGCGGCCCUCUCGCCAAAUAACUCCUCGACAACCACGGCCACCACCGUUGGCACACCUGUCACCAGUCAAUCGGCUAUUUCCACGGCAAACAACACCAUUAACAACUCCACACUUACAGACUCACGGAACGGCUCCUCGGAUUUGGUGGACAUGCCUGCUGGUACCGUUCCUAAUUUGGGCGCCGUGGCCGGGGUCGGUAGCGAGGACAUGGCAUCCUUGUGGGCAUCCUACGCCAUGGGACUGAAGAAGACGCCGCCGCCUGGGUCGUCGGCGACGCCCUCCCGAUCGGAUCGCGACCGCGAGUCCAGUCCACCGGGGGGCGAGGGGACGGGGAGUGCUCACGACGAGACCAGCAGCAGUGGUAAUAAAGAGGACGAGGACGAUGAUGACGAGGAUGCCGACGAGAGGCUGGAUCCCAGACAUCAUGACCCGGAGCGUCUGAAGGCUUUCAACAUGUUCGUCAGGCUGUUCGUCGACGAGAACCUGGACCGCAUAGUGCCCAUCUCGAAGCAGCCCAAAGAGAAGAUACAGGCGAUCAUCGACAGCUGCACCAGGCAGUUCCCGGAGUUCGCCGAGAGGGCCAGGAAGAGGAUCAGAACGUACCUGAAGAGCUGUCGAAGGAACAAACGCGGCAGGGAGGGUGCACCUUGGGACGCGGCGAGGCCCACUCCGGCACACUUGACCUCCGUGCAGGCUGAGCAAAUUUUGGCAACAGCCUGCGAAAAUGAGAGCGACAACGCGAAACGCAUGAGAGUCGGUCUGGAGCCUGUCUCACAGCCUAUGCCAACUCUUCCGGCCGCAACGCAAACGGACGUCCGGUCAAGUUUGGAGCAUUUCUCGAGUACACCGGUGAAAUCACUUCCGGGCAAAAGGGAGGAUACACCACCGACAUCGCUAACGUCCCUGGCGCCGUUAACCAGUUUGGCGAACUUACCGAGCAGCACCCUCUCUUCUACGCCCCUAUCUCUAGCACCAGCGUCGAAGCUGCUCACACCAGCGGACAACAAGGGUCUCAUGAGCCAGGCGACGAUAGUCAGCUCGUCGGCCGUUAAUGGUGUUGCCAGCGGCGGUGCACCCACAGCGAUGUACAGACCGAACUUCAGCCAGGCGUUCCAGCGUGCAGGACCAACGACAGUGCCGCCAACCCUGUCGGCAGGACUGUACCCGACGCAGAGCUUCACGUCGGGCCUUCUGAGCAACGGUACACAAAGACCGACGGACUUGAGCAUGAAGAACACGAAGCCUCUUCUGAGCCACAAACUGAACGCGACGGAAAUGACCGCCGUCAGGCAACUGAUCACCGGUUAUCGAGAGUCCGCCGCGUUUCUCUUGAGGUCCGCCGACGAACUCGAGCAACUGUUGCUCCAGCAACCAUAGAGCUACGUUUACGUAGCCAGUGGCCAGCAGCUUGGCUCGUAAGCCCUUCCGGGCGAUGAGCAGACGCCGUGAAACGCGACCACGGCGGCUACCCGAUCCUAGGACCCGGAGACUUCAACGUUAACGCGAACGAAGCUCGCUCAAUCUCCGCGGCGUCGAUGUUACCGACGAUUGGUAACAAGUUUCUAUUAUUCUCCAGCUGGGAAAUGCAUCCCCGAGACAACGUCGGUCCGCGAAACCAGUGGACGCCCGCGAACCCAAUGAAACUUAUCCCGCGAAAAAGGAAGCUGGAGUUUUCUACAACGCGUGGUUCUUCUCUCGGGCGGCCGCGAGGGGGCGGAGAGGUGUAUCCCCCGUAACGAUUCGCGCGGGAAUUUUGAAUCGCUGGCCACCGCCAAGGGUGGAUUUCGUCUUAGAACAGAGUUCCCACGCGUCACGAAUCGCUAGAACGCGUUCUUAGAAGAUAGGUUUAAGGAAAACUAUUCAAACAGGGUGUACAUAAAGAGGAUUUACAGAUAUUUACUUAACUACCGAUAAGCUUAAGCUUAACAAACGAGACGGCGUGUGUGGCGUGCGUGCGAGUGUGCGUGUGGAGAGGCUUUGACGGAGAGCGGCCCGGCGGGAGAUUUUGAACGUUGCUCAAAAAUAUUUGGCACCUUCUAGCGGAUCCUGCGAGCCACGCGAGUAAACCGAUCGCAACGACCACGUAUAUGUUCAAAGUAAACGUUUCUGUCUGGGGGGGGUUUUUUUUUUCUACUCAAGCUUGCGGGUUCGAGUAACCGUGCGUCGUGAUCGUUUUCCCCGACGAUGUACAUACGGCUGAUCGUGAAACACGAAUCUUCGUUCCCUGUCAGUUGACGGGGACGAUUUGAAAACGCGACGAAGAACACUGCGGUCACACGUGUACAUAGGAACAUACGUACGCAUACGUUCGCGCAUAGACAUGUGUAUAUAAAUAGGUCGCAGGACAAGAUGGCUUUUUUUUCUACUGGCGACGCGUCAGUGAGGAAACGAUGGGUUAAUUGAUAAUUAAUUGUACACUGGCUGAACCAACGUGGGUCGGUACAGAGCAUAAUGUACUUGAACCGUGCAGGUUGCGUCGAUGAUCGUGGCUGAACGCGGACGUUCGGUGACUCGAAACAAAAUGGCGGAGUGUUUGAGGAGCAGAGCUUUGGGAACUAUCUAGACUGAGGUCUCAGUUCGAUGGAGGAUCUUGUUGAAAUGAGUUCUUGUUUUUGUUUGUUUUAUGUAUUUAUGCGGGUUAAGUAAUUUGUAGAAGAAAAAGAAAGGUUAUGUUUAAGUAGAACGUUUGUACAGAGAUGUAUAAAUGAGCUACUAAUUUAUAUGAAUUUUUUUUGUUAAAGAACAAAGUUUUUAUCUUAAUUUGUUGGUCGAUAUAAUGGUUUCUUAGCUCUUAAAGGCGGGGACAGCAUUUUCUAGAAUUAUUUUAUACGUAACGUUGCGAGUUCAAACUGUGUAUUUUUGUUUUCAGUUUUUAUGAUACCUUUUUGAGUAUGUAUGUUAUUAUAAAUUUAUUACAGACCCUGGCACGUGUGUAGUAAUUUUCUUUAAUGCAGUGUAUGCUUUGAACCGUGUACAAAUGAAUUGCGUUAAAUGGAUAAAUUGAACGAGGUGUCAUGAAAUAGAAAAUCAUUGCUGUUACAUAUAUUGAUUUUAAUUUUAAGUUUUUCGUUAAAACCCUCGAUCCAAUAAAUGAAGUUUUGUCGAUCAGUUUGCUCGCGUGUCGAAGCAAUUCUCAAAGCUCUUUUCCCAGAAACCAAGCACAGCAAGAAUGCAAAAUUUCUUUUUAAAGAAUGGGUUGUAGCCCCACAAUCCUCGACGCAAGUUGUACACAUUUAUCGGGACCAUCUUGUCACGAUCUGACAAUACGUUAAAACCGUAUUUGUGGUCUCCGGACGCAUCACUGUGUUACCAAAGAACACUGAUUAUUAUUAUUAUACGAUAAUAUACGUAGCGCUAUAUAUACACGCGUUUAUUUCUUCCUCUCUUCUUUUAUUUUUCCUUUUUAGCGAUUUCUUCUUUUUUUUUUUUAAGGUGAUACUGUCAUUCGCAUUGGACCAAGGAGUCAUUCUAACCCGUUUUAACCUGUACGAGAAAAUAUAAGCACACGACAGGGGUCGCGCCACACCGAUAUCUUCCGCCAUAGAUCAAUUUCAUCGAUUUGUAUUAAUUACGUGCCGCCGUAAUUGUAAUAAUUAUCGCGUCUUAUUAUCGCUAUUACCAUUUAUAUUAUAUUAUAUCAUAUUAUUGUCGCUACGAUUAUUGGUUCCCACGAACCGUAGAGGAAGAAGGGUUGUCGCCCCUCUCGUGGAGACUAAUUUUUCGCGAUGCAGCGUCGCGCGUUAAUUCUAUUCUGUCGUUGUUUUGUACAUAGUUUAUACACGUCGUCGUAUCACGUUACGGAGCAAAGGAAACGAAAGAAAACUGCGGAUACACGAGUUUCUUUUGACGAGAUAUGAAGAGAGAAUAUAUAUAUAUAUACAUAUACAUAUAUAUAUAUAUUAUUAUUAUUAUUAUUAUAUGCAGCAUGGCCGGUUUGAGUGUAUACAUGCAAUUAUUUCACCGAUUAUAGCAGAUACCAAUAAACGUUGUUCAUAUAAAAAUUGUUGACUUGGUGUGGGGAAAAAUAUAACAUUGGAUUGGAGCUUCUUGUGAGAUUAUUACUUGCAGAAAUUUCAACGUUACCUAUUUUCGAAUGGAUAUCCUGUUGCGUUGUAAGAUGCAUUCAACGAGGUAAAUAAAUUUAUUAGAUAUCUUUUUUCCAUUUUUUAUCCAAACUUAACAGCCAAAUAAACUCUUCUAAUCCUUUUCGAUGGUUACGAUUCCGUACGUUGCGAAACUGUAAACACAAAUGUAGGUCAGUUGCGUUGUUUUUACAUAAUAAGUUGGUACAGUGACUCAGUUCGAUAAUUGUCACCAGUAUUUAUAGACUUAUCUAAAGAACGAUUUACGAUUGAUUACCAAAAAUGACUGAAACGAACAAUGAGAUACGCGCAAUCGAAGUAUGCAGUUCCAUUUAAAGUAAUUUACGCGAUAUUUAAAUCUUUGACGUAACUCUCGAAACAAGUAUUAUACUUGGCAUGAUGUUACAGGAUGAACAAUUUUUAUACCAUCGACGUUUAUUGUAUUCUCAGUAUUCGAUGAUUAAUUUCGUGCGUAUGGUCGAACCGGACACACUGUAUAUGUAUAUAUAUCGUAUCGUAUUGUGUGUAUAUACUGUAUGCGAUUGUAAAAUAUGUUCACGCGGAUGAUCGAUGGCCGUGGUCGCCACGACCGAGCUCGAGUACACAGAGAAACAUUCCACCAUUAUGGGAGGGAGGACGGUUAGGAAAAAGAAAGGGUUGACGAACAGCUAUACGACUGUUUUAGAAACGAACGACUUCUCACCUGGCCCCCCAUUGCACGAAGUCAUGCUUCCUUUUUCCUUUUCCGUUUCGCCACCGUUUUCACCGUUCGAGGUCGCGUACCGUACUUGUCUCUCGAUCAAUGAAAGUAACCGUGAAAAGCGUAUCCCGUCGGUCGACGAUCGCUUCGUUCAGAUAUCUUUAGCGAUGGGCGUAUUAAUUAACUUCCAAGCAUUUCGAAUCGCACAAAAAUAUGAAUCCAUACGAGCUACGUCCAAAACCACAGAAAUCUUCAAGUCCUCCAGAGCCUUUACAGUCUCGAACACUUGAAAGAUUCGAGUCUUAAAUGUCUGGACCAUUUGGAAGGCAUUCGAAUGGUCUUAAAUGCCUCGAAAUUCUGAAAACCCCAGAAAGUCUCCAGUGUCUUAAACGCCCUAAGUAUUUUAAAACUCCCCUAGACAUUUAUCCUUAUUAAAUGAGGCUGACGAAAUUGCUCCUUACACUAGACAAUAUUUCACUAAUGUUUUGAAAAACAAUUCUGAGUUGAAAAGGGAAAAGGGAUACUAUCAGAAAUACACUCUCAGAAAUAGAUUCAAACAGUCCCAAACAGUCUCGAACAACCUCAAACGAUCUCAAACACGAGUGAUACCGACCAAUAUUAAUCAGUGAGUUCGUGGCUGUUCCCAGGACGAUUAUCCUUUUUAGAUAGACGUGUCCAUUGUUAAACUUUCGAAAACAAACAUCGACCAACGGAGACUCGUAGUUUUGGCGGCGCGGUUCGAUGCGUUUGAAAGUGUUUGGAGGGCCCCCGUCACUGAACGUCUCGUUCGUGGAAUCUGGAUUGCCGUGUAUGCUGCCGCUGUCUAGUUAAUCGAUCGAAUAUCGUGAUUCGGUAUAGUGCAAUAGUCUUUACACACUUGGUACUCUUUCCUCUUCUCUCUAUUUCUCUCUAUUUCUCUGCGCGUAUAAAGUAGUCUUCGCUUCGCGGCACCGUGGAACGCCUCCUUUCAUUCGAACGUCUCCUCUUCGCGAAUGUAAUAAUCAUUAGGAUCGUCGUAUCUUACAGACUAGUUGUACCGCAUUAGAUGUAUCUCUGAGACUUGUACACAUGUUCCGUGUGUAAUGGAACCGCGUGCACCUGCACAAACACACCACAAGAAUUCUGUUUCGCAUCACGGUUUCCGAAGUCAGUCGCGUACGAACAGAACGGUUCGAACACGGGCCCGCCCGGACAAACUUGGACCAGUUUGGCGAAGUUCGAACGAUCGUUUCGCCGAAAAUUUUCAGAAUAACAGCGUUUCGAGGUAUAAUUUUGUUCGGAGUCGAUCGGUUCGGAUUAAUUUUGGUUCGAAACGCGUUGAUAUACAAACUUCCCAAACGCCAUCGGUUUGAUUUAGUUGAGAGUAGACAUUAGUUACGAAACGUUCGAUUCGAACCAGUUCGCGACUGGCUGAACCCUCCGCAGUUUAACCUGACGAUGAUCAUUGAAAGAGAAAUCAAACACAGUGGAAGCCACUUCAAGGUGAAUCGGAACGACAAUUUUCGAGAGUCGACCGGAUCGUUCCUACGAGAAUCGAGCAUCGACUCCACGAUACGCUGACAAUAGAUCGAAAGGAAAAGGGAAAGACGAAAAAGGUGACGAGAAACUCCGAAGGAUGAAACACACGAAUACACAUGUAUUUCAUUUUCAUUUUUCGUACAUAUACACGUACAGAUUAAUAACUAUAUACAUACAAUUGUAUAUGUAUUUAUAUUUUUUUUUUUUUUUUUUUUUCGUUCGAUCGUCCACAAACGCGUGGAGACACCUUCGAAAACGUGUCCGUAUCUUGUUUGUCUACACGGGGUGCAGUUCUAACACCGUUCAAUGUAAUCGCGAAUUGAUGUAUAUUGAUUAAAGAUAUAAAUAUAAAAAAAAAAAAAGAGAAAAGAAUAUGUAUUUGUUCCUGAGAAAGAAAUAA
Molecule: messenger RNA, 8154 nt
Organism: Colletes gigas
Lineage: Eukaryota; Metazoa; Arthropoda; Insecta; Hymenoptera; Colletidae
Product: nucleolar protein 4-like
Exons: 11
Coding region: 1125-2831 (568 amino acids)
Source: RefSeq, a predicted model, not a curated record